Messenger RNA from Phialemonium atrogriseum, 2881 nucleotides. RefSeq lists its product as uncharacterized. Gene Ontology annotation, molecular function: protein binding. Lineage: Eukaryota; Fungi; Ascomycota; Sordariomycetes; Cephalothecales; Cephalothecaceae. The record is from RefSeq and is a predicted model, not a curated record. The coding region runs from base 192 to 2714 and encodes 840 amino acids. Gene Ontology annotation, cellular component: cytoplasm. The transcript has 2 exons.
UUCUGUCAACAUUUGCCACCACAGAUUCGUCAUCUUGGUCGAAGAGGUGAGGCUCAGACAUCAGGCUGCAGAUUAAACUCGGGAACCUGGCCGAGCCCUUCCCUUCUUCCCCUUGAACUCGCCUCCUUGGCUUGAGUUUCCCCCACCCGUUCCUCUCGAUCCCGAAUACCCAUGCAUUCCCGACAGUAAACAUGGACUCGGAAGACGGGGAGUUGUUCAUAAAGCAACUGGCGAGCUUUGUGCGGACGCACGAAAAGGCUCUCGCCAACGCGUUGCAAUUCAAGAGGCAGAACGCGGUUAGGCAUGGAGCAUCCCAAAGCGUCUCGUCGGUCUCGGUGCCCCUGUCGACGUCGUCACCCACCCUUCCUGAGCGACCGUCCACCUCGUCCUCUUCGUCCAGCACGCUGGCAGCAGCCCUCUCCCUGGGUUCCCUCAGCUUUACAUCUCACAGCGUGAAGUCGGCAAAGUUGGCCUUGACUCCUCACCAUCUCUUCUACCUCCUCUCCCGGUUUGAGGAACUAGGUAUUCCUGUCGGGCCGAUGAAAGUUCGCCUCGAGAACCUCCACGAUAGCACGACCUCGGCGAAUUAUGUCUCCUUCCUCAGCCAGUCGCAACGAUCAAAGAGCCGCGGUUCCGACGUUGGCUCCAUACGCUCCGUCUCCAGUAUUCGAAGUGUCAUGUCCGGAAUGUCAGCCUUGUGGGCUAGCUUUGGGCUCGGCUCGAGCAUCUCGGCAGCCCGUACGGAGCGACAGAAGGCUGCGCUCCAGGCUGACCUAAAAUACCUUUACUCUGCCUUCACCAAGAUCCCAUGUCUCAGGCUCUCCCCAGACUGGCGUGCCAGGCUGAUCCGCGGAUACGAGGAGUUUCCCUUCGAUUCCGCCGUCCCCCUCCAUGUCUUCAAGAACGUCCAAGCGCUCGAAGUGAGCGAUAUUGACUUUCGUCAGUUCUUCGGGUGGGACCGGAUGGCAGACCAGCUCCGGUCGCUGACCCUGAGGCGUGCGAGCAUAGACGAUCCUGCCGACAUCCUGAUUGAUAUUGUCCUGGACGAUAUGGACAAAAGACGAAGGCGAACUUCCAAGUCGCAGACGUCGCCGACGACACAAUGGGCAAGCUCGUCGAGUCCUAAGAGGAGCCCGACUAUUGGCCAUGCUGAAUUGCAGAAGUCAACCUCAGCCCCCGGAUCUCCAAGCGCCCACAAUUCCGCCAAUGACUUGGCAGUCGGUUCGCUCAGUAGCGAGGCGGCCGGUGGCUCUGAUGGACUUGCGAGAACUAACAGCGACGAUCCCGCUUCGCCGACGAAGGAGACGCGGCCCAGGAGCCACUCACCACGCCGCCCGUCAAGUUCCAGGAAUAGCACUAAUGUCCGUGGUUCCAUCAAGGUUAAACGCUCCGGAUCGGGGAGUUCGCAUUCUAGCCUGUCCGACUCAUGGCAUAACCUCCGAGGUAGUUCCUCAAACCUCAUUGCCAUGGGGAUCCUCCCAGCCUCUAAAUGGCGGUUCCUGAAACAUCUCAGCCUCACGGACAACUCGCUCACGUCCAUUCCCGCAAACAGCUUGGCUCCUCUCGCCAACACACUCCAUUCCUUGGACCUCUCGAGUAAUCUCUUCACUGAGAUACCUGACAGCUUGGCUACCCUUACCGCUCUGCGGGCUCUCAACCUUUCUCAUUGCAUGAUCGAUUCCCUCCACUCCCUGACGCGCAAUCCCCUGCCCGCCAUCACGGCCCUCAACUUGCGAGCCAACCGGCUGCAGUCGAUCCCGGGCAUCGAGAGGUUAUACCCUUUGGAGAGGUUGGAUUUAAGAGAUAACCGUCUCACGGAUCCCAUGGAGCUGGCCCGCCUUACCGGAAUUCCGGAGAUACGGGAGAUAUGGGUUGAAGGGAACCCCUUCACUCGGACCCAUCGUGACUACCGCAUCACCAUCUUCAACCUGUUCCGCAAAACCCCAGGCUAUACUGAGGACAUCACAAUCGAUGCCUCCGGCCCAACCUAUUCAGAGAAGAGGUACCUCGUGGAACGAGCUGCGGAACCCGCUGCCGUUCCUGUGGUCAAACCUCUUGUUCCCGAGGUGCCCGCGGUGGAUGUGAGCAAGCCCGCUAUCAUCUACGACGCGCCGAAAGAGCCGGCAGUCCUCCGGAAGGAGAGACCUAUGCCCAAGACGGCCUCCAGCGAGGUCAAUACAAGCUCCACACGACGUCGACGGGCGCCGAAACGCAGGAUCGUCGAUCUUGCGACGAGCGACACGCCCGUUCCACAUGCUCGCCCAGUAGAUCGCCUGGUAGCUGGACCUCCACCGUCGAUUGACAGCCAGGAGGACAAUUAUCGCAUUUCAGCUCAGCCGGAGGUUGACACCGCGACUUCCUUGGCUGAAGAACCCUUGCCGGAUAAGCAGGACUCACCCAAGGUCUCGCGGGUUAGCACCGGUGCCGCACCUCAGUUAUCUCCGGCGUAUUCGCCUCAAGAGACACAGACUGGGUGGAAAGACACGCAGAAUUGGGACGUCGGAGGUGAGCUCUACCGCCGCAAGAUCGAGGCGCUCCGUGACACGGUCGGACCUAGCUACCUCAGCGUCCUUAGCGAAGAAGGAUGGGAGCAACCUCGCCCUCCAAACUAUCACGAGUCGGACUUUAGCACCACGUCACCUCUGCACUCGAACUCGACUACCCCCCGUGCUGCUAGCGUUCAGGCCAUCCACAGCGGCCGCACGCUCGGCUAAACCACCAAGAGAUACCCCGCAACAUAGAGCUAUAGACUUCUACCUGUUGGCGAAGUUUGUUCUACCGUUUUUUGAAUACCCCAGUUUUUCAUGCCCCCUGGUGUGUUACUCUUCGUUCCUCUCAGCAUUUCCACGUUUCCACGGAGCAUAGCGUAUUGGCGUUAUAU